AACCCAAACAAUAGGUUUCUAAGAAAAAAAAAAAAAACUCUCUUCCGCUUCAGAAGGUUCAAAAUAUGGGUCCGAAUUAACAUUGUCGAUGAGUGUAAAGCAUAUCAAAGCCAGCAACAGCGAUGUCGAAGCCGAGGCGACCGCAUUUUCUCAAUGUCUUCUCCUCUACUUCAAGUGCUAACAGCCUGAGAAUUCCAGUGGGAUUUAAUAGAAACUUGGAGGGAAGAGGUUCUGGGUCAGUUUUGUUAAAAGGACCAAGUGGGUAUAGUUGGAAUGUUAAAUUAGUUCAAAGAAAUGAUGACUUAUUAUUUGAUGAAGGAUGGGCUGAUUUCGUAGCAGACCAUAGCCUAGAAUGCGGUGAAAUUUUGGUUUUUAGGUAUGAUGGUGACUUGGUUUUCGAUGUCAAAGUGUUUGAUCAAAGCAGUUGCGAGAAAGAAGUUGCUUUUCAUUGUAAAUGCAGUCAAGCUGGUAGCGUGUUUCAUGGAAUUGUGAGGCAGAAGAGAUAUAGGGAGGAGGAUGAUGUUUCAUUGGAUCAAGAUUGUGAAGAGUUGUUAAAGAGAAUCAGACAGAGUUCUUUUGAGUCCGAUCGUGAUGAAGAACAUUGUGGGCGGGAGCUGAUUCUUGCUACUACAAGUUGUCAAGGAUUAACUUCCUGUGAUGAAAAUCAUGAUGGAACCAUUCUGAAAAUAACUGGCAAAGAAGAUGACUUGAAGCUUCAUGGCAGUGGCUGUAUACAGAUGAUAGGAGAAUUUGAAGAGAAGAAAGUGGCUCAGUCUUUUAACUCAUGUUUCCCCUUUUUUGUAAGAAUUAUGAAAAGAUUCAAUGUCAGUGGCUCAUAUACAUUGAAUAUUCCAUAUCAGUUUGCAAUGGAACAUCUUCCAAACUGCAAGACUGAGAUCGUGCUUCGGAAUCUGAAAGGAGCUUGUUGGACGGUGAAUUCUGUGCCUACAACAAGAGUGCAUACAAGUCAUACUUUAUGUGGUGGAUGGUUGAGCUUUGUCCGUAGUAAUGAGAUAAAGGCUGGAGACAUUUGUAUUUUUGAAUUGGUGCACAAAUUUGAAUUCCGUGUGCAUAUUCUUCGGGUUGGACAGGAAGACUUGAUCAGGCAAAGCAGAAAAGCAGUCCUGGACAGGUCUGAUUCAACUUUACUGAAGAAAUUUGUAAAGAACACUUCAAAGGUCCACUCAAAAUUGAAAAAGGUUCAAAUCUGUGAUAACAAAGGGUCUAAGGUGCUUGACAAAUGGAAAUAUGGUAAUGCAGCAAAAAAAUCUGCCAGUGUUGUGCUCUGCUCUUUGUCAAGGUCAGGCACUGAAAAGCAAGAAGCAGCUAUUAGUGGUUUGAGAAUGAUGUUGACAGUUGAUGAAGAAAAAGCUGCUAGGUCUUUUGCUUCUCGCUUUCCUAGUUUUGUGAGAAUUAUGAGAAAGUUCAACAUCAGUGGUUCGUAUACUUUGAAAAUACCAUAUAAGUUUUCAAAGGAGCAUCUACCCUACUGCAAAACACAAGUAGUGCUUCGUAAUUUGCAAGGCACGUGUUGGACUGUAAAUUCUCUCCCAGAUUCAAAAGGUCGAGCUGUGCAUACCUUCUGUGGAGGAUGGAUGGCCUUUGUUCGUGAUAAUGAGAUAAAGAUUGGUGAUAUCUGCAUAUUUGAACUUGUCAAUAAUUAUGAAAUGCGUGUGCAUAUAUCUGGGUCGGGAAGAAAAGGGCUAGAUCGCCAACACACUUCUUUGUGAGUAUGGCUAAGGGAAAAUCUUUUCAGGAACUCAUCACCAGGAUUUGUGGAAUGGGGUUGUCUAUAUUUGUAUGGAGGGAGAGGAAUAACUGCAGAAUGUUUGUCACAUUGCAGCAGUACUUUGAAAUUCAAUUGUAUGGAUUCUAUUAACCUGGGGAUCAUCAUGUUUUCUUAAUUUGCUUUGGGUUUGAUGGGAGUUUUAAGGAAGUGAUGACAAAUAUUUGAGGGAUUAGCUUAGCUACUUAUUCUCAAACAUGGAAUUGCAUAUUCGUUCAAUCUGAAAGCAGUGUCCUAGCUUUGGAAAGUAAAAAAGAAUAUUGUAUUUUAUAUGGGAAAGAUAAUGUGUAAUUGUUGGAGUGUUGCUUUGGAA
Messenger RNA from Gossypium arboreum, 2099 nucleotides. Its product is annotated as B3 domain-containing protein Os11g0197600-like. The record is from RefSeq and is a predicted model, not a curated record. The transcript is spliced from 7 exons. Gene Ontology annotation, molecular function: DNA binding. Bases 123 to 1730 code for a protein of 535 amino acids. NCBI's taxonomy places the organism in Eukaryota, Viridiplantae, Streptophyta, Magnoliopsida, Malvales, Malvaceae.